This is a messenger RNA of Mucor velutinosus, 2205 nucleotides long. RefSeq lists its product as uncharacterized. Bases 1 to 2205 code for a protein of 734 amino acids. Lineage: Eukaryota; Fungi; Mucoromycota; Mucoromycetes; Mucorales; Mucoraceae. The record is from RefSeq and is a predicted model, not a curated record. Gene Ontology annotation, cellular component: cytoplasm. Gene Ontology annotation, molecular function: electron-transferring-flavoprotein dehydrogenase activity; flavin adenine dinucleotide binding. The transcript has 7 exons.
AUGGAUACAGCACCUGGUCAUUCGACAUCAACCAUGAUGAGAAAGGAUUCAAUUGCCAUGUCUGCCAGGACAUUCACAACACUAUCCAGCUUUGAAUGCCGCGAAUACAAGCGACUGCACGAAAUUCUGUCGACUCCAGAGCAACUCGCCUUCUUCCAGACUUACCUUCAAAACAUACAUGCACAUGAAAGUUUACUGUUCAUCGAAGCAUUGUCCGAACUAAGGCACGACACAUCGUACAACCACAUUGAGCAAAUCGUCAACAGAAUCUGGAAAACCUUUCUAGUGGAGAAUGCACCACUGGAACUCAAUGUAAAGAAUAAACAGGCCAUUGGCGAUGAGAUCAAAUCACAUCGAUGGGGCAUCUUGACUAAAAGGGAGGCCCUUGAUCUGUUCAAAGAUGCAGAAACAGAAGUCAAAAUCUUUCUUAAUGAAAAGAUCAUCGAAUUCGAUCAGAUAUACCAGCCAACGACUAAAAUAGCAUGCUACGAUCCAGAAGGCACAAAAUAUCAGAAAAAGGUGGUCGUCAUUGGAGGCGGAUUCACAGGUUUCACUGUUGCCUCGAUUUUAGACCCAAUGCCACGUUUUCAUGUUACGUUGAUUGAUACAAAAGACUCCUUUGAAUACACGCCUGGCAUGAUCAAGUUGCUGGUGCGGCCAGAAGAAACCUCCUCUCUACGAGUGAGGCAUGAUGCCUAUGUUAAACAAGGACGCGUCGUGAUUGGGUAUGCAGAUCAAAUAGUAGACGAUGCUAAAAAUGUCAAGGUCAAUGACGAAUAUAUUCCUUUUGACUACUUGGUCAUUGCGACUGGAAGCACCUAUCAAUCCAAGCUGAAAUCGUUCGACACAUCUUCGCUGUAUCGAUUGUCUGAGCUCGCCACAGAACAUCAGCAACUGAAGCAAGCCAAAUCUGUGUUGAUCAUCGGUGGCGGUUUAGUAGGCUGCGAACUCGCCAGCGAAAUUGCCAAUCAUACGUUUCCUGCCCCCUACAACACAAAGAAGAAGAUUACCUUGAUUGAUUGCCAUGAUACGCUUGUCAGCAGAAGCUCUAUGAAACGACAACAGAAUGCCGCCAACUAUUUUAAAGACCUUGGGGUUCAAGUGAUACUAAAUGAAAAGAUUGUUGAUUUUGAUUCAGCAGAAAACAAUACCUAUUUAGGGUCUACCGGGACACCGUAUGCAGGGUACGACAAGGUGUUCUUGGCUACAGGAACAUCACCGUGCAAUCAUAUUCUCAGAGACGAAGGCGAUGUAGGGUUUGAGUCUUGUCUGGAUCAUUGGGGCCGCGUCAAGGUCAAACCCACCUUGCAACUGGAUCAUUGGAAGUACAACCAUAUCUUUUCUGGUGGCGAUGUGACCAACGUUAAUGAAGAGAAAACUGGCUACGCGGCUACUUUGGCUGGUGUUUGUAUCGCAAGAAAUAUAUGUAGGAUAGAAAAGGGAAAAGCGCCUUUAAAACAAGGUUCAAAGGGUACCUUACCUGCGCCAAAUAAACCGCUUCAUGGUAUCGAGUCCAGAGGGGGCGUUGGACGACAGCAUUUGAAUAUAUUCAAAAAGGCAUUUUCUUUCCUCAAUCCUUCCUGGGCAGCUCUCAAGUACUUUGACGAGAAGGAGUUUCUGAAUCUGGUGCAAGGAGAAAGCAAACUCGUCACCACAGCAGCAAUUGGAAAGAAACCUCGCAUUCUUGAUCUGGACAGGAAUGACAGUAGCAGCAGUAGCGAUAGUUGCAGUAUCCCCAGCAUAAACAGCAUCAUCAGUCAUCACCACCCAUUGCAACAUCAACAACAACAAACAAAAAAGAAAACGACAUCACUUGCACCCUGUGGGCAUAACAGAGCGCUGUCGACACACUCUGUCAAUGAGGCGCCCUUGGAGAUUUCAGCAACCAACAUGUCUGGCUCUGAUAUCAUUUCCAUCCAGCAUCAAGGCAAUGUACUGUUUCCUCCAUCUGCUCCUGACACCUCUCUUUCUGCUUCUGCUCCUGACACCUCUCUUUCUCUUUCUGCUUCUGCUCCAUCUCUACAACAGAGGACCUCUUGCGACUGUAUCUACACACCAAACCAACUGAAACCACGGCCAUCAACGGAUGUCAUACCGAAAGAGACACAACAACAAAGACUUGCAAGAAGGCCAAAAUCGAAUGAUGAAAUUCGACUGAUUCAUACCGAAAGAGCAUUAUACCACAGAAAGAUGAAUUCGCAAUAA